Haliotis rufescens (red abalone) is the source of this 5782-nucleotide messenger RNA. Its product is annotated as C3 and PZP-like alpha-2-macroglobulin domain-containing protein 8. The record is from RefSeq and is a predicted model, not a curated record. The transcript has 37 exons. Gene Ontology annotation, cellular component: extracellular region. The coding region runs from base 79 to 4797 and encodes 1572 amino acids. Gene Ontology annotation, molecular function: protein binding; endopeptidase inhibitor activity. Lineage: Eukaryota; Metazoa; Mollusca; Gastropoda; Lepetellida; Haliotidae.
ACAUAGGCGCGACCUCGACCUUAAUCAGUCACCGCUCAGGUAUUCAAACACUAUCGGGGACAGGGGACACAGCUGACUAUGUACGGGCACUUGCUACUGGGAGCAGUGCUGCUCUCGCUAGCUUCCUUCGGGGCAGGGCAGAUGGAGAACAAUUGUUUGGUGGAGAACACACAGGGAUGCCGACUUGCAAGGCCGCCUAUUUACAUGAUCCUGGCACCAAAGAGGGUGAGACCCAAUCAGGUGAUCCAGAUAUUUGCAACCAUCCUGAAGCUAGAGUAUACACACGUCAAUAUCCGGAUAUCCAUCGUCAAGGAGAACAUCGAAUAUGCCGGAACGGUGAUGAAGUUUGACAGACCAUCCAGCAGGAUAAUGCAGCUACAGAUGCCACAGAAUGCACAGGCCGGGCAGUACAGACUGAGACUGGAGGGAACUCUCAAUGGCGGCACAAGUGGUUACAUCUUCCGCAACGAGACUGACAUCGAGUUUGACACCAAACAAGCCUCUAUCUUCAUCCAGAUGAGCAAGCCAAUUUACAGACAGGGACAGACAGUUCAAUUUCGAGUGGUUCCUAUUCUACCCAACCUGAUGCCCAAAUAUGGAAGUAUGACUAUAUACGUUGAGGAUCCAACAGGAAUUCCUGUGAGGAGAUGGCUGGGUUUGCAGACAAAUGCAGGAGGUCUUGUAAGUCAAAGCUUUGAUCUUGCUGACCAGCCAAACUAUGGAAAUUGGAGCAUCAGAGUUGAUGCCUUUGGACACACAUACAGGAAACCAUUUGUGGUGGAAGAAUUUUGGGAGCCUCGAUUUGACGUGAAUGUCUCAGUUCCCCCCUACAUCAUGGACAAUAUCCAGAUCUUCCAGGGUGUCGUACUGGCCAAUCAGACGAGCGGUCGUCCUGUGAUCGGCAAUGCCUCUAUCACGCUCACAUUCAAACCCAAGCCGAUACCGGGAAUUGACUACGGCAACAAAUUCCCCUACAUUUUCAGGUUUAUUGAAUAUCAUCUCGGUCGUAUUGAUUUCAAAUUCACCAUCGAGGAAAUUCGACAACUGGCGGACAGAAUCAUACCUGGCCAGAAUUUAGUUGACUGCGAGCUGGAAAUGAGCGUCAACGUCUCAGAUUGGCAUUCUGGUUUGAACCGGACAGGGGUUGCCAGCACCAUCAUCUUCAACAGCAACGUAAAGCUGAAGUGGGUCGGGGACCACGUACGGACGUUCAAGCCCAACUCCAUCAUUAAAAUAGAUGUUGCGGUGAUGAAGUAUGAUGGGACUCCAGUGGAUACAGCCAAUAAGAUCGUGCGACUGUACUCCUCCAUGUCCAACUCGGGUCCCGCGACCCCGCGAUACGAUCAGCCAGUGGACAAGUCGCCUGUGGGAGGCAUCGUGGAGUUUGAGGUGUAUGCAGACACAGAGGUUCAGGGCAUGAUGCUGGAGGCUGAAUAUGACAAUGAUCCUACAACUCGUAUCCAACUCCGUGGAACGCGAUUCUUCUCUCGAAGCCAGAGCUACAUCACCGUCACAACCUCAACAGACAACCCGAAGGUCAAUGAGUACAUGAUCUUCCAUGUGAAGACCAGCAACUUUAUUCCAAGGAUCUUCUACCAGGUGGUGUCGGGAGGGAACAUCAUCAUUGGUGAUGAGCUGGAGAUGACUUCAAGGCAGAAGACGUUUGCCAUAGCGUUGUCCCGGGAGAUGAUCCCCACGGCAAGGAUGGUAGUGUACUAUCUCAGACAACCGGAGGAGAUCGUCAUCGACGUCCUCAACUUCUUCGUUAAUGGAACCAGACAGAAUCAGGUCAAACUAGAAAUCAACCGAGGCAAGGACUUCAGCCGUGACAGUAUAGAGUUUAACGCUUGGGCAGACCCUGGCUCCUACGUUGCCUUCGCAGGCAUGCCUGUUGACUUGUACAAUCGGGGAAUGGAUGACGGCAUCAGUGAAAAAAAUCUGAUCGAUGAGCUGGACACGUAUGACCAGCCAGCCAAUGGCAGCUACCGCCAUCUGUGGAGGAUCAGCGACACAGAGUACGAGUACAAGUUCUUCCAUGCCUCUGACUAUGGCAUAGACACCAACACAACGUUCAAGACCUCCGGCCUCAUCAUUCUGACAGAUGCUGAUGUUGGAAGACUCAACAAUGUGCAGAGCUGCGAGGAUUCGCAACAGUUACCAUGUUUCUCGGGGGAGGCCUGUUACACUGUGGAGGAAAUGUGUGACAGGGUCUUCAAAUGUCCUGAUGGCGCGGACGAGCAGGGAUGCCAGUAUGAAGAUAAUCAACUACGUCAUGCAUCUGCCAUGGACAGAGUGAGCAGAAUUAUGCGAUUCUAUGACAACAGCUCCUGGGCUUGGCAGGAAAUCUUUGUUAAACCUGAUGGCCGUGUAGAUUUCCGUGUUGAUGUUCCAAAGUACCCAUUGUCAUGGGUGAUAAACGGCCUGUCUGUCAGCAGAGAACUCGGCCUUGGAAUCAUGCAGAGACCAGUCUUGUAUGACGCUGCCAGGUAUAUGUACAUCCAAGUAGAAGCACCUGUGACCAUCGUGAGAGGAGAGCAGAUUGGAGUCAGGGUCACUGUCUUCAACUACUGGUACAACGAUGACUACAUUGAGGUGCUUGUCACCAUGCAUGGCGGUCCAGACUAUGAGUUUGUGGUGGUGAAUGACAUGGGCAUCGUCAGCGCCUACAAGCCAACCACCCACAAGGGAGACCAUCAGACCAUUGUCUUUCUGGAGCCUGGGGAGUCAAAGGACAUCUACAUGCCGAUUGUGCCGACAAUAAUCAAGGGACAGUUCACUUUCCGUGUGAGCGCCUCCUGUUUCAUGGAGCGGGAUGAGGUCGUCAGGACGGUGCACCUACAGCCUGAUGGCGUGAUGAACUACUAUCACACCCCGUACCUCAUCGAUCUCAUCACCUACGCCUCCAUCAUCAUCCCCGACCUGGACGUUCCGGUGCCAGAACAGUUUGUUGUUCCCGAACAGCGAUACCACCUGUAUGUGCCUGGCUCAGCCGAGGGGCAUCUCAGUAUUUUCGGUGACGUGGUGACCCCUGGAUUCUUUGAGGACUAUCUGAAUGCUGAGAAUGUCUUGUGGCGUCCGUACGGGACCGGAGAGAACAUCGCCUUCAACUUCGCCUACAAUCUACUGACCUUGAGAUUCAUGAAGGCAAGCCAGCAGCUGAGUGAAGAGGCUCUCCAGAAAGCUCUCUACUACAUGAACAUAGUACUACAGAGACAGAUGGGAUACAUGAAUGAUGACGGGUCCUUCCGCAUGUUCCGAGAUGACCCCAAACCCAGUCUGUGGGUGACGGCGUUCGUGGCCAAGAGUUUGCAUCAGGGCAGGUUUGGAGAGUGGGAGCGUGACCUCUUCAUCCCUCUCGAGCUCAUCAAUAAGAUGGUGGUGUGGAUCUGUCGUCAGCAGAAUGAGACUGGUGCCUUCCAUCCAGAUUACUCUGUGGCAUACGACAGGAAAAUGGCUUCCGGUGACAAUAUCCUCAGCCAGAGAAUGUAUGACGACCCAAUAUCACUGACAGCGUACGUUCUCAUAGCUCUGUACGAAACUACAGAUGUUUCAGAGGAUGCACUGGCAUGCUUGGACUCAGCCAGAGCCAAUGCAGCGAACUACCUGGCCAAUAAAGUGAGUGCCAUCCCCUCCACGGCCACGUUCCAGCUGGCCAUCACAUCCUACGCCCUCUCCCUCAGCCAGGAGAAGAGUCGCACAGCCUUUGAUAAACUCUGGGCUACCAGGAGAUCAAGUACUGAUACCUACUUUUCCAAUGAUGAAGUGCCUCCCAACCCGUCAGAAAUUGUAAACACUGUUCGUUUCCUGAAGCCUCGCCAAGAACUUAGCAAUGAUGCCUACGCAGUGCAAUCGACAGCAUACGCUCUGAUGGCAUACAUCAACAACAAUGGCAUCAAGUUCGAAAGGGAUUCCAUGAUGCGCUGGCUCCAGACGAUGAGGAACAGCAUUGGAGGGUUUGCUUCUACACAGGAUACUCUGGUUGCCAUGGAAGCAUUGUUCCAGUUCACUCAAGUUGAUCCCAACAGAAAUGUCUUUGACAUGAUGGUGAAGUUAGAAUCUACUGCUUCCCCAAAUUGGGCUGAGAUCCGAUCCUUCACCAAGGCCAACUACACAAAACUGCAGAAUGCCUACCUUCCUAUUGUGUACGGUGCCAUGAAGAUCCUGGCCCAGGGCACAGGUCGUGCCCUAAUGCAGCUGACAACCACCGUGAAUGUUGAGUAUCCAAUCCUGCUGAAACCAACACAGGACGGAAUUAAGUUCUUUGACCUGAUGAUAGACUACAUCCAGUUCUCGGGAAGGAACGCCUCUAUCAUGGAGAUGUCUCCUUGUGUCAGCUGGGAGUACACAGAGAAGAGUCUCACCAGUGGUCUCGCUGUCCUGGAAAUCGACAUCCCCACUGGCUACAUCAUCAUGAACAACACUCUACGCGAAUACGUUCAAUCCGGCAUUGUGCCCAACCUGCGCCGAGCUGAGUUUUACAGCAGGAAAAUCGUCUUCUACUUUGAAUAUCUUGACCAGAGCAAGACCUGCGUAUACUUCCGAGCAGAUCGAUGGUACCCAGUGGCCAACGCCACCAUCCAACACCGCAUGAGGGUGUACGACUACUAUGAACCAGGAAUGCACAAUACAUCGAUGUAUACAACUUACAACAUCUUCACCAUGAACAUCUGUUUUGUGUGCGGUUCCUACCAAUGCCCGUACUGUCCCUCUUUCAACGUCGCUGCCGUCCUCCAAGCAAGCAUCUCCAUGACGACCGUCAUGCUUGGAUUCCUGAUAAGACGAUACUUGUUGCGGUGAUAAAACAACAAUUGAGUUGUAGCAGUAUCUAAAUGCUUGUUGAAGAAUCUGUUAAUAAUAGUAUUAGGAGAAUCUAUGUCAUUAGACAGUUGUUGAGGAAAUAUUGGAUACUUACCGAAAGGUAGUCUAGGCUUAACAAAAUAAAAGAAUUGGUUCUCAGCAUUGGGGGGAAGAAUUUUAAUUUUGUUUGCAAAUGUAUGUGAGCUUGAUGAAAUAAAAUGCUCAUGAAAAGUAAACUAAAUAGGUAUUGAUUGUAGAGAUGCCUUAAUCUCCCAUGAAAGAACAAGACACUCUUGUCCAGUAUUUCUUCAGAUUCUCAUUGAGGGAAAGUGAGUUACUAUUUUGGUGUCUUGGGAUAGGGAAGGGUGGGUUCAGUGAGGUGUUGUGUUCUGGGAGAAUCUACCCAUGAAAACAAACCACCUCCAUCCUCAUGUAGUUCUUCUUGCCGCCAGCUCUCUCUUAGACAACUAUAACAAUAAUUAUCAAGGAAAUGUCGUGCUUAAUAAAAAACCAACAUGUAUAAUUUCAACAUGAUUUUCAUGAUGUAGAUAUAGAAUCAUAUCAUGUGUGUAUAUAGAUAAUGAUUCAUGUUCAUUGUAUGAUAUUCAUGUGUACAUUGCAUAAGAAUUGUAAACAUCUAGCAGAAGGUGCUGAUUGGCUGGAAUGAAGAUUUAUGUAACAUGCGCAUUGACCCGACCUGAGGUUGUUUUCAUUCUGGCCUUGACAUUUUCAUCAUCAAUGGCUUUUUUAACUAGUAAGUGUAAGUUUUAAUAGUUUCGAAAGAAUGUUCAAUUAAAUGGUCAGUAUGUACAUUUCGUGUUAAAAGUCCUCCCCUGAGUGAUAAAACCUUUUGAAAAUCUUAUUUUAAUAAUUUGAUAUUGUUUUUAAAACAUGUUGAACGGCUCGUAUAAUUUGAUGCAAGAUUAAUCUCCCAAAUAUAUUACAUGUACUCAAAAAGAGUGACGGAUCCCCUGAUUCUUUCAUA